This is a messenger RNA of Ornithodoros turicata, 1179 nucleotides long. Its product is annotated as THAP domain-containing protein 1-like. The record is from RefSeq and is a predicted model, not a curated record. The coding region runs from base 261 to 1040 and encodes 259 amino acids. NCBI's taxonomy places the organism in Eukaryota, Metazoa, Arthropoda, Arachnida, Ixodida, Argasidae. The transcript is spliced from 11 exons.
CCUACCAAAACAAUGCCGUGGUAGUUUAUAUAGAGAGAUACUAUACGCCUCCUAGAGUAAUGAGCACGUACUAUGCAGCGUAUCACACACAGUCAAAACAUACAGGUGUAAAAAGAACCAGAUAUACUGCACAUUGGUCUUUUUUAGAUAUGGCACAGCCCAUGACACAGAAAUCAUGAUGUUUCACGGUGAAAGUCACUUUAAAAUCAUAAAGGCACGAGUCGUCAUCUCUAGUGCUGCGCUGCAGGCAGCCAUCAACUAUGGUGAAGUAUAUCACUUUACGGAAGUCGUCUGUGCUACAUACAUCUGACAGUGACUUCAUGACUACAAUGUGGUGUGCUAACCAGCGGAGUACCACACCACCACUUCGCUCAUCUUUGUUGCUCCACCAUUGUUCUCUAUUGAGUAACCGUUCCACGUUUGCUGGCAAAGCAUCUGGCAUAACAUACCACCACUUCCCUCGAGAACCGUCUCUACGAUUGUCAUGGGAACAUGCGAUCGGGACACCAGACCUUGUGCCAACAAAACACAGCGUGGUCUGCUCGAAGCACUUCAGAAACGAAGACUUCGACAGAACUUCGUUAACACGGGUCCGUCUACGUGAAGGUGCUGUCCCCAUACCUUCGCUGCAGGUUCAGCAGUUGCUUGGGAAGGUGCCAGACGUUGCUGGAGUGAGCGAUCCCGAACCCAGCGCACAAGAGGCAAGAGCAUUGAUGACAGUGCACGAGGUCGCGGAUAUGCCUUCUGUGCCUCCUUCACCUGCUUUGGUGGACAUAUCGGUGGGUGACGUACAUGAAGACAUCAGUGGGGACAGCACUGGGUUUGACUGCACACAUAUUCUUACAUGUGACGAGCAAAAUGACCCAUUGAGCUUCACUGAUGACACAAGUUCAGUUGGGACACCUGGGUCAUCCAGGCUGUCGUCUGUAGGCACUUCCCCGCUUGCCUCCCUUACCAGCCCAAGCACCAGCAGAGGCGUGCUCGUGACAGUUGGAUGUCAUGGGGAACUGUCCAGUUCAUUCGGCAUUUGUGCAUGCUGAUGAUUCUUGCUAACCCUCAUACAUGUUACAAUGAAUUGUACUCAGUCUGAGCCAAUAAAAAUGGAUUCUAUCGACCACAAUGCCAUGAGGCCCUUGUGAUUUGCAUGCCUGAUACUUUGUCACCUGUUGCGGCUGCUAC